Molecule: messenger RNA, 2105 nt
Organism: Acanthisitta chloris (rifleman)
Lineage: Eukaryota; Metazoa; Chordata; Aves; Passeriformes; Acanthisittidae
Gene: MTMR12
Product: myotubularin related protein 12
Exons: 15
Source: RefSeq, a predicted model, not a curated record
GUGAACUGCUGCUUUGUGAAGCAAGCACAGUAUACAAGUAUAUCCAAGAAGAUGGGUCAAAUCGUGGCACCUAUGGGAAACUUGUGUGCACAAACUUCAAGAUUUCUUUCCUGGAUGACGAUUCAGCUUCAGAUGAUAAUGAGCCACAAUUUAAAAAUAAGAUCGUAGGAGAAAAUGACAUAAGCCUGCAGUGCGUAGAUCAAAUCUAUGGAGUUUAUGAUGAGAAAAAGAAACUUCUAACUGGGCAACUGAAAAAAUAUCCAGAGAACUUAAUUAUCUACUGUAAAGACCUCAGAGUAUUUAAUUUCUGCCUGAGAUACACAAAAGAAGAGGAAGUGAAAAGAAUCGUCAGUGGUAUAGUUCAUCAUAGCCAGACUCCUAAGCUGCUUAAACGUUUGUUUCUGUUCUCUUAUGCAUCAGCUGCCCCAAACAACUCAGCUGAUGGAAGAAACCAAACUGUGAUGUUUGAGACACUUGAGGACUGGCGUGAUGAGUUGGAGCGGACUAAAGGGAACAUGAAAUACAAAGCAGUGACCACCAAUGAAGGCUACAGAGUCUCUGAAAAGCUGCCUUUGUAUUUUGUUGUUCCCAUAUGUAUUUGGUGUUGGUCUUGCCAUAAUGGUGCUGCUCUUCUCAAAAUGUCUGCUUUUCCCAAAGAACAGGAUGACAGCACUGCACAAACGCAAAAAGCCUUCUUGGAUGGAAUCUAUAAGACAAUUAGCAAACCUCCCUAUGAACUCCUGAGGACAGAUGACUUGUCAAGCAGCCUUCCAUCUCUGCAAGAUAUCCAGACUGCAUACACGAGAUUUAAACAGCUGUUUUUGAUAGAUAACAGUACAGACUUCUGGGCAACUGAUGUGAAAUGGUUUUCAUUACUGGAGAGCACAAAUUGGCUAGAGAUAAUCAGGCGAGUCUUGAAGAAAGCAAUAGAAGUUGCUGAGUGUCUGGAAAGACAGCAUACAAAUGUUCUCCUUAUAGAAGAGAGUGCUACUGAUCUGUGCUGUGUAAUCUCUAGUCUGGUUCAAGUGAUGAUGGAUUCAUACAGCAGAACAAAGUCAGGGUUUCAGAGCCUAAUUCAGAAGGAGUGGGUAAUUGGAGGACAUUGCUUUUUGGAUCGUUGUAACCACUUACACAGAAGUGAAAAAGAGGAGGCUCCUGUUUUUCUGCUCCUGCUAAAUUGUGUCUGGCAGUUGGUACAACAGUAUCCUCCAGCAUUUGAGUUCACAGAAACUUACUUGACUGUCUUGUCAGACAGCCUCUAUGUGCCUAUUUUUAGCACUUUCUUCUUCAACUCACAACAUCAAAGAGACACUAGCGCGAGUGGUGAAAGCCUCAAGACACAAAGUGGUCCUUUCAGAUUUCUGACUGUGUGGGACUGGUCUGUGCAGUUUGACCCCAGGGCCCAGGCUUUUCUGAACAACCCUUUUUAUGCAGAGAAACCAAAACCAGAUAAAAGUCAACGGAAAACUCCACGAUUCAAACAUCAGCGGCAGCUUUCUUUGCCAUUGACGCCAGCUAAACCUUCCUCAAAGAGAGGAUUUUUCAGGGAGGAAACAGAUCAUUUAAUUAAAAACAUUCUGGGUAAAAGAAUUGGCAAGUUCAUAAAUUCUUCAGAUGAACCUCCUAAUAGCUUGAGGGAGUUCUAUGAUAGCUGGCAUAGCAAACCUGUUGACUAUCAUGGUCUUCUGUUACCUCGCAUUGAUGGCCCUGAAAUCAAAGUCUGGGCACAGCGCUAUUUGCGAUGGAUUCCUGAAGCCCAGCUUCAUGGUGGUGGUACCAUAGCUACAGCUGCCAAGAUUUUGGACUUGAUGGAGGAAGUGCAAAGUUUGCAGGAGAAGAUGGAUGAAGAACAUAGUCAAGCUGUUUCUGGAGAUGUACAUUCUGUUACCACACUGAGAAAUUCUGCCCGUUUGUCAUCCUUGUUUCCAUUUGCUUUACUUCAGAGACAGUCUGUCAAACCAGCUUUACCCACUAGCACCUGGAAAGACUUGGAAGAUGAAGAUGACUUGGUCAAGAGGGAUGAUGAAUUUGUUGAUCUAAGUGGGGAUAUGUUAUAAUGUGUACGUAAAGUACAGUAUGGAUUGUGUGUGGCUAAGCUCGGAGUU